GGCCCCGGGGCCUCCAUGAUGGAGGAGCGAGCGGCCGCCGCGGUCGCCGCCGCCGCCUCCUCCUGCCGCCCGCUCGGCUCCGCCGCAGGCCCCGGCCCGACGGGCGCGGCCCCGGCCCCUGCCCCGUCCCCCGGGCCCGGCCCGGCCGCUAAGGGAGGCGGCGGCGGAGGCAGCCCCGGGCCCACGGCGGGGCCGGAGCCCCUGAGCCUGCCCGGGAUCCUGCACUUUAUCCAGCACGAGUGGGCGCGCUUCGAAGCGGAGAAGGCCCGCUGGGAGGCCGAGCGCGCCGAGCUGCAGGCGCAGGUGGCCUUCCUCCAGGGAGAAAGGAAAGGGCAAGAGAAUCUGAAGACAGACCUGGUGCGGCGGAUCAAGAUGCUGGAGUACGCGCUGAAGCAGGAGAGGGCCAAAUAUCACAAAUUGAAGUUUGGGACAGACCUGAACCAGGGGGAGAAGAAACUAGAACUGUCAGAACAAGUCUCCAAUGGCCCUGUGGAGUCCGUCACCCUGGAGAACAGCCCGCUGGUGUGGAAGGAGGGGCGGCAGCUUCUCCGACAGUACCUGGAAGAGGUGGGCUACACAGACACCAUCCUGGACAUGCGGUCCAAGCGCGUGCGGUCCCUACUGGGCCGCUCGUUGGAGCUCAACGGGGCCAUGGAGCCCAGCGAAGGGGGCCCCAGGGCCACGCCGGGCCCCGGGGGGCUCAGCGGUGGUGAGUCGCUGCUGGUGAAACAGAUCGAGGAGCAGAUCAAGAGGAAUGCGGCAGGCAAAGAUGGCAAAGAGCGCCUGGGCGGCUCGGUGCUGGAGCAGAUUCCUUUCCUGCAGAACUGUGAGGAUGAGGACAGCGACGAGGACGACGAGCUGGACGGCGUGCAGCACAAGAAGCAGCGCGUGAAGCUCCCCUCCAAGGCCCUGGUGCCUGAAAUGGAGGACGAGGACGAGGAGGAUGACUCAGAGGAUGCCAUCAACGAGUUCGAUUUCUUGGGCUCAGGAGAGGACGGGGAGGGCUCUCCGGACCCUCGGCGUUGCGCUGGAGAGGGGACCCACCACGAGCUGGAGAGCCGGCGGGUCAAACUCCAGGGAAUUUUGGCCGACCUGCGGGAUGUGGAUGGGCUGCCCCCCAAAGUGACGGGUCCACCUCCUGGCACACCCCAGCCCCGGCCACACGAAGGUUCCUUUGGCUUCUCCUCAGACGUUUUCAUCAUGGACACUAUCGGGGGCGGGGAGGUGAGCCUGGGGGACUUGGCAGAUCUCACCGUCACCAACGACAACGACCUCAGCUGCGAUCUGUCCGACAGCAAAGACGCCUUUAAGAAGACGUGGAACCCCAAGUUCACCCUCCGCUCCCACUACGAUGGCAUCCGCUCGCUGGCUUUCCACCACAGCCAGUCGGCGCUGCUCACCGCCUCUGAGGAUGGCACGCUCAAGCUCUGGAACCUGCAGAAGGCUGUCACAGCCAAGAAGAAUGCUGCUCUAGACGUGGAACCCAUCCACGCCUUCCGGGCUCACAGGGGCCCCGUGUUGGCAGUAGCCGUGGGCAGCAACAGCGAAUACUGUUACAGUGGUGGGGCAGAUGCCCGCAUCCACAGCUGGAAGAUUCCAGACCUCAACAUGGACCCCUACGACGGUUAUGACCCCAGCGUGCUGAGCCACGUCCUGGAGGGCCACGGGGAUGCCGUGUGGGGCCUGGCCUUCAGUCCCACGGCCCAGCGCCUGGCCUCCUGCUCCGCCGAUGGCACCAUCCGCAUCUGGGACCCCAGCAGCAGCAGCCCGACCUGCCUCUGUACCUUCCCCACAACCAGCAAUCACGGGAUUCCCACCUCAGUGGCCUUCACCAGCACCGAGCCUGCCCACAUCGUGGCCUCCUUCCGCUCUGGCGACACCGUCCUGUAUGACCUGGAGGCUGGCAGCGCCCUCCUAACGCUGGAGUCCCGAGGGAGCAGCGGCCUGACCCAAAUCAACCAGGUGGUGAGUCACCCCAGCCAGCCCCUCACCAUCACCGCCCACGAUGACAGAGGCAUCCGCUUUCUGGACAACCGGACAGGAAAAUUGGUGCACUCCAUGGUUGCCCACCUGGACGCGGUCACCUGCCUAGCCGUGGACCCCAAUGGCGUAUUCCUGAUGUCGGGAAGCCACGACUGCUCCCUGCGUCUGUGGAGCCUGGACAACAAGACCUGUGUGCAAGAGAUCACAGCCCACCGCAAGAAGCACGAGGAGGCCAUCCAUGCCGUGGCCUGCCACCCUAGCAAGGCCCUUAUCGCCAGCGCGGGCGCCGACGCCCUGGCCAAGGUCUUCGUAUGAUGCCCGCCUUGCCCCGCCCUGGCCGCCACGCUGGCUGGGGAGCGGGGCCGGCAGGGGGGACUGAGGUGACUCCCAGCCUCAGUCUAGAGGCCUGGAGGCCCGGCCUCUUCCCACCUGCCUCGGAGCCUGGUGGUGCUAAGGGCCCUUUCCCCGGGAGGCCCUCCCCCACAGCCUGCCCCUCCCUGCGCCUGGGGGGCGGCCGCCUUAGGAACCACCCUCCAGGAAGGCCUCUGGGGCUGUCCGCUCCGCCCUGGUACCCACUCCCGGUCUCUGAGCUGCCUUCUUGGGGGCAGCACCACCAGCGCCGCGUGUCCUUGGGUAUCAGCUUUUCCAAGACGCCAGAAGGUGCCAGUUUCUCUCUUUGAACCCCGACCCCUUGUCUCCAUCCUCCCAGCCCCCAGUGGGAGCUGUGCUGGGAGGAACCCCAGAAGCCCCUGCUCUGGGUCCGCCGGGAGCCAUGGAGCCAGCUGGAGCCCAGGCUGUCCUCAGUGGGGAGCCAGGCCUGGCCCACCCCACGAGCACGCCCAGUCCACCACCUCCCUUCCAGGUCCCUCAACACAGCUUUCCAGACACUACCCAGCGCCUCCAGGGCCAGUAACUGCCUGGGGAGCAGGCGAUGCCCUCGGGGAGGCACCCGCCCCUACCUCCUCGACACUCCUCCGAGGGCAGCCCCCCGCCCCCCACAGGGUCACCCCUGGGGAGAGAUGGCUUCUCUUGCCCCUCCCUGGGGCAUGGAGGCUGAGUGGGGCCCCCCGGCCCCUAUAGCUGCCUGUAUAUCUGUAUAAAUAAAUGGGAUUUUAAUGGAGCCCCGCCCCCACGUCAUUAUCACUGUGUGAUAGUCUGUCGUCUCCUCUCCUGGUCCUCCACUCUCUUCCUCUAUUUAUUUCACUCUUUUUUGGGUUCCCUCUGAGCCCUUGGGCCCCCUCCAGGUUCCUGUUUAUAAGCCCCAUCCCCUGUGCCCUGAACUUGUAUGUGAAACUUGUCUCAAUAAACCCUUUGGAGUAAGA
Molecule: messenger RNA, 3305 nt
Organism: Diceros bicornis minor
Lineage: Eukaryota; Metazoa; Chordata; Mammalia; Perissodactyla; Rhinocerotidae
Gene: STRN4
Product: striatin 4
Exons: 18
Coding region: 16-2298 (760 amino acids)
Cellular component (GO): dendrite
Molecular function (GO): protein phosphatase 2A binding; calmodulin binding; protein-containing complex binding
Source: RefSeq, a predicted model, not a curated record